UACGAUGCCAUUGAAGUGGUUUGAGCAUGAAGUGAAACACAAGACCAAACUUGUCAAUGGAGUCAACAAAGCUCUUCCUUCCAUUCUUCACUCUCUCUCUUCUCUCAGGGCUAGGGUUAGCUCGUCAUCACCAUCAUCAGCAUCGCCAUCUUCAAACGAGCAAGCUCUUCGUGUUCGGGGAUUCAUACGUCGACACGGGCAACACUAGUCCGUCUGAUCCAAAUUAUCCAAAGACUCCAUAUGGGGUUACUUUUCCUGGGCAUCCCGAUGGACGUUUCUCGAAUGGUCGUGUUCUGACCGAUUACGUAGCAAGAAUUAUAGGCCUCAAAUCUCCAAUCCCAUAUAGAGUUGUGGAAAAGGAGGGAGUGGAAGGGGCAAAAGAUGGCGUCAACUUUGCUUAUGGUGGCACCGGUGUGUUCAAAACGGGGUAUGAUUUGCCAACAAUGACCACACAAAUUGACUUCCUACAAUACCUUAUUGCAAACUCUACGUUCACGCCUCAAGACAUUAACUCCUCCUUUGCCCUUGUCUCGGUUUCGGGCAACGACUAUUCUUAUUACCUCUCCACAAAUGGCUCGAUUAAGGGCUUUGUACCGCUCAUCGUACGAGUCGUAAAGCAAAUCGGAGUGAACUUGAAACGCAUCCAUAGCUUGGGAGUGAAGAAAAUAAGUAUAACAGCAUUAGGGCCGCUGCAAUGUGUGCCUGAAAUCACAUCAAGUUCUGAUUUCAAGCACUGCAAUUCAAGUCUAGCACUGUUGGUUGAUUUCCACAACCUUUUGUUACGACAAGCUGUGGACAAACUGAACAAGGAAACAAAUGAUUCUCCUUUCUUCAUUCUUGAUCUCCAUGCUGCAUUUUUAUCUAUAAUCCAAAACAAAGGAGACCCUCAAGGAAGCAUAAAAUUUGAAACCCCAUUGAAGCCAUGUUGCUAUGGAGCAAGCCCUGGGUAUUAUUGUGGGAGUGUGGAUGAAGAUGGGCAGAAGAAGUAUGUAUUAUGCGAAGAUCCUAACUCAGCCUUCUUUUGGGACGAGGUGCACCCAACUCAACAGGGAUGGAUUGCGGCGCUUACCUUCUUGAUCUCCACUAUGAAACAACAUGUGUAGACCAAGUGGGUCACCAUUUUAUGUUCUCUACUACCUUUGCCUCACUCAAUUCCUGUCUCUCUCUAUCAAUUUAAUAAAGCUUCUGGCUAAAGUUCUUGAA
Messenger RNA from Cucurbita pepo subsp. pepo (vegetable marrow), 1203 nucleotides. RefSeq names its product GDSL esterase/lipase At5g03610-like. The record is from RefSeq and is a predicted model, not a curated record. Lineage: Eukaryota; Viridiplantae; Streptophyta; Magnoliopsida; Cucurbitales; Cucurbitaceae. Gene Ontology annotation, molecular function: hydrolase activity, acting on ester bonds.